This is a messenger RNA of Liolophura sinensis, 2940 nucleotides long. RefSeq lists its product as uncharacterized. Bases 128 to 1606 code for a protein of 492 amino acids. The record is from RefSeq and is a predicted model, not a curated record. Gene Ontology annotation, cellular component: plasma membrane. The transcript has 6 exons. NCBI's taxonomy places the organism in Eukaryota, Metazoa, Mollusca, Polyplacophora, Chitonida, Chitonidae.
CAGCAAGGUGUAUACAUGUACAUGUGAAGUUGUUUUCGUGUGAGCGUGCGAUAGCAGUAAACAUGAGUUAAUGCAUGAUUAUUGUGUAUGUAUCCACAAGAGUCAGGACAUAAAGUGUAAGUGAGCAAUGGUUGGAGGAAGUAAUUUUCUAAGUUUUAAAAUUUGCGCGGUGCUUUGCUUUACUCUUUGUGCCGCCGAUACCAAAACAAACCGGAGGACUACUUCCACCAGUGAUGAUUGGAAAGAAAGAAUGACCAUACCAAGAAAAUAUGUCGGCCCCGAUCAUGAACCUGAAAGCAACAUUUUGUUAGAGAGUGACCCGAACAGUCCCGAGGGAGCACAUACAAACAAACGUUUACACGAACCAGAUAUUGUUCAAAACUUCACACUGGAGCUGUCAAAUUCCUCUCCUGCUGUGCUUGACUCAUCUGUUAUAUUCUGGGCAAAACUCAGGGACUUCACAGGUCAUCUCGGUGAUACCAGCAAAUUUAAAUAUCAGUGGUAUGACAGUGAGAAACCUGACAAGAAGGUGACAAUUGAUGACUUUACCUCGUCUAUAACCCGUGUGUAUCGUGAGGACGAACACAGGGCAGGAACCUACUUCAUGAGGGUGACAGUGUUGAAGGAUAAUAAUGCUGUGGCCGUCAAAGCCAUGUACUACAACCUUACAGGUCGGCUAAAUGGAAACAUGACAGUGCUGCAGAACCUGAGCUACCAGAGGGAGCCCAACAUCUUGUCCACAGACCAUCCAAUCACACUAAGAGCGCAGGUCUGGGAUAAAUUCCGCUCCCCACCUCCACGGAUCACAUAUCACUGGUUUAUGAACAGCCAGCCAAUAGGCACCUCCGACAAUCCAGGACUAAAUGUGUCACUGUCCCAGCCAGGACCAAAACAUGUGACAGUUUUUGUCACAGCCAAGAUACUCUCAGACGUGUUUAUGCUGCCAAGAUUUACAAACAAGUCUGGUAACUUCUCUCAGCGUGUCAUACUUAAAGAUCCGCUGAACAACAUCCAUAUACAGGGAGGAGAGGCAGUGCCUAUAAAUGAUCUGUUUUACUUGAAUGUCACCUGUAAGGGCAGUGGUCCAACCUCCAUAUGCUGGAAGGUGACACCCAUUAAAGGAGGUGCAGCUAACAUCACCUGUAGUCCCUCCCUGUUCCUACUGUAUUGUCAACACCUAGUCAAGUUAAGCAUCCCUUCCCCGGGAAAGUACAAGUUCACUGCCCUGCUGAUUAAUGAUGUCAGUCAGCUGGAGAAGCAUUGGUACCUUUAUGUCUAUGAUCCUGGGUCUGUCAAUGUGCCAGCUAUCACAGUGCCAGUGGUGUUCGCUUUCCUAGCCGUCGUCAUUAUAGUGAUUGGAGGAGCCUAUAUUAUGAAGCUGCGUAAAAAGCCUUACGUGGAGGUGGCAGAUUUUGACUUUCACCCCUCUCUUACCAGGGAAACAGAAGGUUCCAGACUUUCUGUUAAGAUUCGCAAAACUGUACAAACUUUAAUUUUGAGCCCCAGUGUGAAAUCCACACCCAGACCAGUGAAAUCUACACCCAGACCAGCGAAAUCCACUUUCAAAGACUAUGGCUCUGUUGAAGAAGAAAACAACAGAUUAUAGUGACCUUAUGUGUCACCUGAAAAUUUGAUAAAACGUGUGAAUGAAAUGUAAGAAUAUUUUUGUUAUGCUACAAACUUGGAUUGCAGAAGAGAUAGUCUAGGUUGAGAGGAUUAUAAACUAUAUUAUUUACACAGAAUUUGUGUUUUUUCAUUAGUUUUGUGUCAACAGUUUUGUGUACAUAAAAAAAGUUUUAUACAGGUAGUUAAACUAGUUUAAAAACUGUUUUGGAUUUACUCUAUAUUUUGUUCCUGUUUGUAUAAAAUAAUCGCUUGCUUCAAAUAAGUAUUUGCAUAGGAAAACUCUUAUAACUGUGAUAUUUUAAACAUAAAUAUGUUCAUAUUUUUUGUUUUAUGAAAAUUGAGCUCAAGUCAAAACAUUUGUUUGAUUUAUGUGUCAAUAACUAUGUCAUGCAACAUUGUGAGGCCUUAGCAGUAAUUUGUACAUGUAAUUAUACUGGAAGUUGUUGUACAUAUUCAGUAUUAUGCAAUUCAGGACAUCGUCUUCCAUAAUUCUUGCCAAAAUGCAGAUAAUUAUAGAAUGUGAAUGUCCAAAAUAAUUCUGUAAAUUAUAGAAUGUUCGAAAUGUGGCUUGUUUUCCAUUGUUAAUGCAAUUGUUGUACCAACACCAUAUAUCAAACAUUCAUGGCUUCUUACAGUUGUGGGUAAACGAUUAAGUUCAAAUAGUGAAUAAGAGGUUUGAAAACGAAGUUGCAGGUACAUGUAGACACAGGCGUGUUUGACGUUUAACAUUACAUUUGAUGGGUUUGUUUCUGUGAUCUGAUACCAGGUGGAGUUCUUAUAAUUUUGUGAAAGAAUCAGCCGUGUGCUGUUAUGUAUUGCCUUUUAAACUUUAUUUUAUAGUUGAUUUAUUUUUUACAUACACUGUAUUGGCUUAAUUUAAAUGUGCUAUUUUGAAUUACUUAUAACUAAGCGAGUUGUUUGUGAUGCAGUAAAAUAGUAUAAACCAUACAUAUAUGUAAGGCAGCUUGACUCAUACUACACCUGAUGUAGAACUGGUUUUUGUAGAAUAGGUUAUGAUGGUCGUCUCUGAAUUGGACACACAAGGUGUUGGUUCAGUCCUGGCCUUGGACAGUGAAUUUGUAGAUCCCUCCCCUGCCUACUCUCAAUAAGUGAUUGUUGGCAAUGGUGUGGUCGUUUGUGCAGCUGGACAUUGAUUGAAGACCACUUAUCUUGCACACAUAUGGUGUGCAUAUGUUGGUACAUCACAUGUGGGGAAAGUUUGUCAGUGACUUGAAUGGGCUUUGCAGACAGUAUUCCAGUUUCCUCUGAUCACUACUAAAUGAGUGAAAAAACUGUUGCAUAUGGCAUGAAGUA